Messenger RNA from Emiliania huxleyi CCMP1516, 1245 nucleotides. RefSeq lists its product as hypothetical. Gene Ontology annotation, cellular component: nucleus. The record is from RefSeq and is a predicted model, not a curated record. NCBI's taxonomy places the organism in Eukaryota, Haptophyta, Isochrysidales, Noelaerhabdaceae. Gene Ontology annotation, molecular function: RNA polymerase II cis-regulatory region sequence-specific DNA binding; DNA-binding transcription factor activity, RNA polymerase II-specific. The transcript has a single exon. Gene Ontology annotation, biological process: mitotic cell cycle; positive regulation of transcription by RNA polymerase II. Bases 1 to 1245 code for a protein of 414 amino acids.
AUGCAAGUCCCCCCUUCCAUCGUGCAGGAGGGCGGGUCCGCCUCGGGGGGGAGCAAGGGGCGGGUCACCUGGACUGCCAGCGCCUCGCUCGCGCCCGCCGCGGUUGCAAACGAUGGAGUCGACCUGAGCAUGGAGGACAUCAGGAACCUCGUCCGCUGUUCCGAGGCGUCAGACGAUGAUGAGUGGCUCCCAGAGGUGUUGACCGACAGCGGCAAACGCGCGCGACCGAGCUAUGCGUCCGAGGCGCCGUGGACCCUCGAGGAGGACCUGACAAUCGAGCAGUCUGCGCUGCAGUACCAGCGCCUCGGCCUACGCUGCAACUGGGGCGAACUUGCCGAGCAGCUACCCAAAUUCCGGGACGAGCAAGCGGUGCGCGAUCGGUGGAAAGAGCUGCAGAACCGGGCGUGCCCAAGCGCCCCGGGCGCUCCCAGCAACGCGCGGCCGCCGUCGGCUGCGAGCAGCUCCGCCUCUGUCGCAACUGCACUGCUCCACCUGCCCAGCACGAGUGCCUCUUCGAGCCCCUCCUCUGAAGCACGCUAUGACGAAUCGCUGGGCCUCGCCGCGAGCGCAGCCGGCGUGUUGCCGGAGAGGAGCUCCGCCGAUGUGCUCCGCAUGGCUUGCGCCCCCGGCGCGGUCGGUCCUGGCCGCGUGGGCCGCGCGGGCGGCGCUCCUGGCGCCGCCCGCCCUGGAGACAUGCACUGCAUGUGGCAGCCAGAGGAAGAUGAGCUGAUUGAUCGUGCGGUGAGCUUUGGAAUGCAGUGGAAGGCCAUCGAGGCCAUGCUUCCCGGCAAGACCGCGGAGGGCUGCUGCCGACGUUGGCUCAUCGCCCAGCAGCGGAGGCUCGCCUCGCAGGGUGUCAAAACCAGAGGGCUUUCUGAGGUUGUGGCGCACCUUCGAGGUUGUGGCGCCAUGCCGCUAGACGGCAUCCCUGCGCCUGCGGUCCCUACGCCCGCACCUGCGCCAAUGAUGCCGCGCGAUAUUGUGGUGCUGCCUCCGAUGCCGUGCGCCUCCUUCUCCGGAUCUGCGCCUCCCGAAAGGCGCCCGCGUCCAGCGGCGACAUUUCGCACGAAAACCCCGCUGGGCGACGUGUCGCGCUCCCGCCCGCCGGUCUCGCCCCGCACCCCCUGGCCUCAGAGUACGCAGAGGCCGACCCUGCCCGUGGUAUUUGCACAGCCGAUGAUGGCGUACAAGCAGCCGGCUGUCGGAUAUGCGCAGCCCGUCGAUUCCGACUUCACCUUCAUGUGA